AUGCCGUUGGUUUACGCAGCUGCACUCGAGGGCAUCGAAACACAUGGCUGGAGCGCUGUUUAUCCCUUGGAUGACCCUCCGGCCUGGACCAUUCUCCACUGGGCAGCCAUGGAAGGCCGGCUGGAGAUUUGUCGCCGGCUUCUCGCUGCCGGCGCCAACCCUUUCUGCGAGGACGAGCGCGGGUGGACGCCGCUCGACUGCGCCGACGAGGCUGGCGAGGUGGAGGCUGACACAGGUUUACAGUCGGGACUGAUUCGAGGUUUACUGUUUUUCCAGCCGUCGAUCUUGGUUUCCAAUCUUCUCGUGGCCCAUGCGCCUGAUGCCGAUCUCGGCCAGGGCGGAGCGAUGCACCCUGUGCUUGCAGCUGCCGUCACAGCCGUGGAGAACUAUGGGUGGCAGGCUGUACAUGAAGGCCGCCGCGAGUGGACAGCGCUGCACUGGGCUGCAUCUGAAGGCAACAAGGCAUUGUGCGCCCGGCUGCUGCUGCAUGAUGCGGACCCUAGCCAGGUGGAUCAAGCGGGACGCAGUGCUUUGGACUACGCUCGAAAUGCUGGGCACCGCAGCACCUACGAGAUGCUUUGGCAGUCGCAGCAGCGGCGUAGACGUUCAGCUCCAGCAGCUCCAGCAUCAGCUUCUCCACAGCAGGAGUUCAAGCCCGCUCCGGCCGCAUACCCCCAGUCGCUGCGGCUACCUCCCGCCUCUUCUGAAGGGACAGGACGGGCCUAG
Messenger RNA from Symbiodinium sp. CCMP2456, 726 nucleotides. The record is from the annotation of a GenBank genome assembly. Lineage: Eukaryota; Dinophyceae; Suessiales; Symbiodiniaceae.